GCCGGAAGCGGAACCCGCCCGCGCCCAGCGUCAACCGGCGCCUCAGCUCACGUGUCCAGGCGGAAACCGGGCACCACUCGGCCGUUCCGGCCUGGGGCGCUCGGGAUGGGGAGCGCGGGGCCGGUGGAUUGUCACUGCCACCUCGCGGCGCCGGACUUUGAGCGGGAUAUUGAGGAUGUAUUGGAAGAAGCAAAGAAGGCUAAAGUUUUGGCCCUUGUGGCAGUUGCUGAACACUCAGGAGAAUUUGAAAAAAUUAUCCAGCUUUCGGAAAGGUACCCAGGGUUUGUCUUGCCAUGUCUGGGAGUUCAUCCAGUUCAAGGUAUUCCACCAGAGGAACAAUGCAGUGUUACUUUAAAGGACCUGGAUGCUGCAUUGCCUCUUAUAGAACUCUAUAAAGAUAGAUUGUUGGCAAUCGGAGAGGUUGGACUAGAUUUCACUCCCAGAUUUGCCAGCACUGAUGAACAGAAGCAAGAGCAAAGACAAGUCUUGACCAAACAGAUUCAAUUAGCGAAAAGACUGGAUUUGCCUUUAAACGUCCAUUCUCGUUCAGCUGGAAGACCAACCAUUAGCCUCCUAAAAGAACAAGGUGCUGAAAGGGUAUUGCUCCAUGCAUUUGAUGGGAGGCCAUCUGUGGCGAUGGAAGGAGUGAAAGCUGGAUAUUUCUUCUCCAUUCCUCCUUCCAUUAUAAGAAGUGAACAGAAGCAGAAGCUUGUGAAACAGUUGCCCUUAGAAUGUAUGUGCUUAGAAACCGAUUCUCCUGCACUAGGUCCUGAAAAACAGGUGAGAAAUGAACCAAAGAAUAUUUUCAUUGCUGCAGAGUAUAUUGCCAAAAUUAAAGGAAUCCCAGUGGAAGAAGUUAUAGAAGUGACGACGCAGAAUGCACUUAAACUGUUUCCCAAACUUCAGAAAUUUCUCUGGAAAUAGACCCAGAAAUGUUUAAAAUUUGCAAUUACAUUAUAUCCCAACAGCUAACGUGUGCAAUAAAAAAAUCCAUCUUGUCCUAACUGCAGGAUUUUAUUAUCAAAUAAUUCAGCAAAUAUACAUGCUUUUUAAAUGAAA
Mauremys mutica (yellowpond turtle) is the source of this 1059-nucleotide messenger RNA. RefSeq names its product putative deoxyribonuclease TATDN3. The record is from RefSeq and is a predicted model, not a curated record. The transcript is spliced from 10 exons. Gene Ontology annotation, molecular function: hydrolase activity, acting on ester bonds. Bases 106 to 924 code for a protein of 272 amino acids. Lineage: Eukaryota; Metazoa; Chordata; Testudines; Geoemydidae.